Molecule: messenger RNA, 1469 nt
Organism: Ixodes scapularis (black-legged tick)
Lineage: Eukaryota; Metazoa; Arthropoda; Arachnida; Ixodida; Ixodidae
Product: tubulin alpha-1C chain
Biological process (GO): microtubule cytoskeleton organization; mitotic cell cycle
Cellular component (GO): cytoplasm; microtubule
Molecular function (GO): structural constituent of cytoskeleton; GTP binding
Source: RefSeq, a predicted model, not a curated record
CUUCCACUUACGUUCGUGCGAGCACCUUGGAAGUUCGGCACGAAGUGUAGGCUCAAGCCCAAGCAGCAUCAUGAGGGAAUGUAUUAGCAUCCACAUCGGUCAGGCCGGAGUCCAAAUCGGCAACUCCUGCUGGGAGCUCUACUGUCUGGAGCACGGCAUCCAGCAGGAUGGGCAGAUGCCGAGCGACAAGGUCUCCGGGGGCGUCGAUGAUUCCUUCAACACUUUCUUCGCUGAGACCGGCGCCGGCAAGCACGUGCCCCGUGCUGUGUUCGUCGACCUCGAGCCGACCGUCGUCGACGAGGUUCGCCAGGGGGCCUACAGGCAGCUCUACCACCCGGAGCAACUCAUCUCCGGCAAAGAAGAUGCGGCCAACAACUACGCUCGUGGUCACUACACGAUCGGCAAGGAGAUCGUGGACCUGGUCUUGGACCGCAUACGCAAGCUGGCCGACGCCUGCACGGGCCUGCAGGGCUUCCUCAUCUUCCACAGCUUCGGUGGAGGCACAGGAUCUGGCUUCACUUCCCUCCUCAUGGAACGUCUCUCCGUGGACUACGGCAAGAAGUCCAAGCUGGAGUUCUCCAUUUACCCCGCACCCCAGGUCUCCACGGCCGUGGUGGAGCCGUACAACUCCAUCCUGACCACGCACACCACCCUGGAGCACUCGGACUGCGCCUUCAUGGUGGACAACGAGGCCAUCUACGACAUCUGCCGCCGCAACCUGGACAUCGACCGCCCCAGCUACACAAACUUGAACCGACUCAUCAGCCAGAUCGUGUCCUCCAUCACUGCCUCCCUCCGCUUUGAUGGAGCACUCAACGUUGAUCUCACCGAGUUCCAGACCAACUUGGUGCCUUACCCCAGAAUUCACUUCCCGCUGGUGACCUACGCCCCGGUGAUUUCGGCAGAGAAGGCGUACCACGAGCAGAUCACGGUCGCGGAGAUCACCAACGCCUGCUUCGAGCCGGCCAACCAGAUGGUGAAUGCGACCCCCGCCACGGGAAGUACAUGGCCUGCUGCAUUCUACCGCGGUGACGUGGUCCCCAAGGACGUCAACGCGGCCAUCGCGGCCAUCAAGACCAAGCGCACCAUCCAGUUCGUGGACUGGUGUCCCACCGGCUUCAAGGUCGGCAUCAACUACCAGCCCCCGACCGUCGUUCCUGGCGGAGACCUGGCAAAGGUUCCCCGUGCCGUGUGUAUGUUGUCCAACACAACAGCCAUCGCCGAAGCUUGGGCUCGGCUCGAUCACAAGUUCGAUCUGAUGUACGCCAAGCGCGCCUUCGUGCACUGGUACGUUGGCGAGGGUAUGGAGGAAGGAGAGUUUUCUGAGGCCCGGGAGGACAUGGCCGCCCUCGAGAAGGACUACGAGGAGGUUGGCAUGGACUCCAACGAGGGAGUCGACGACGGCGAGGAAUACUGAGCCGAUCCCCGCCAACUUCCUUUCGGGGUGCAAUAAAUUGAUCGCUCUUGUA